CGGAACCCUCCAAUGUGCGUGUGCGCAUGCGCUUGGCUCUAUUUUAGCGCGAAAAUAUUUCGAAAGCUUUGGCCGGGGAUUAGUCACCCAAACGUAACCCUCGAGAAAGGUCGGAGGAUCUCAUAAUUCAUGUUGAACGAUGGAUUCAAAUACUCAACACUCCAUUCUUCGAGGUUUUUCAGUCACAACUCCACAUGCUUGUAUGGUCGUCCCUCCUUCCCCGUUACCGUGUUUCGGCGGUGAACUCUGUGAGGAGAGGUUUCCGCGAACCUAGGAGCGAAGGAACGGGCGUGGAAGAGCCAGUCACGGUUUCAAAGCAAGAGUGAUGCGCUGUCUGUGUUUGCAAAGAUAACCCUGGGAGCGACAUGAAGGAAUAAAUCUGAGGGGCCAAGGAAAAAAAAAGUUCUUUUGUUUUGUUUUUGUUUUUUACUGGAGAGCCAGAGAGGUUGUGAGUGAGAAUGAAGGAUGUGGGGGACACCUGUGCAAGCAUUGGAUUUUGUCCUGCAGCAUCUGAAAGGUACCACCCAACACCUGAAGUGCUCUCGCCCAGUGAGUCCCCUUGUCUCUACCACCACACCUCAGCCAGAAUGAAAUGUGGAUUUCAUAGAGUGAAAUGGUGGAACUGAACCACCAAGUCACUUAGACGUACCACUGGUGCAUUACAAAAGAAGCAGGCUCUGAGCCAAGGGGAAGGCAGAGGACAGAGAUGAAUGUGUUCCCAAGCUUCCCUGGUGGUUUAUGGCAUUCUCCAAACUCCUCUGCAAGGGCUGCUCCUGACCAAGAAGACCCAAGGAGACCAUCUCUGAAAUCAAGUCCGGAUGAAGAACUAAGAGGGAAAAAAUGAACAUGGUUUUUGCUCACAGAAUGGAUAACAGCAAGCUGCCUUUGGUUAUUCCUACACUUCUGGUGCCCCUCCAAAACCACAGCGGCACGGAAACGGUCACCCCUCUGCUGAGCCAUGACCUGACGGAACUUCCCGAGGAGCACGGCUGGAUGAGCAACAGAACAGGCCUGCAGUAUGGACCGAAACUCGGGGAAGUGGCCGCAGCCAGCAUUUUCUUUGGGGCCUUGUGGUUGUUUUCUGUCUUUGGCAAUUCCCUGGUUUGUUUGGUCAUCCAUCGGAGUAGGAGGACUCAGUCCACCACCAACUACUUUGUGGUCUCCCUGGCAUGUGCCGACCUCCUCGUCAGCGUGGCCAGCACGCCUUUUGUCCUGCUUCAGUUCACCACCGGCCGGUGGACGCUCGGCAGCGCCCUGUGCAAGGCUGUGCGGUAUUUUCAGUAUCUCACCCCGGGCGUCCAGAUCUAUGUCCUCCUCUCCAUCUGCAUAGACCGGUUCUACACCAUCGUCUAUCCUCUGAGCUUCAAGGUGUCCAGAGAAAAAGCCAAGAAGAUGAUUGCAGCAUCAUGGAUCUUUGAUGCGGCUUUUGUGACCCCCGUGUUCUUCUUCUACGGCUCCGACUGGGACAAUCACUGUAACUACUUCCUCCCUUCCUCUUGGGAAGGAACUGCCUACACUGUCAUCCACUUCUUGGCAAGCUUUGUGAUUCCCUCUGUCCUCAUAAUCUUAUUUUACCAGAAGGUCAUAAAAUACAUUUGGAGAAUAGGCACUGAUGGCCGAACAGUGAGGAGGACAAUGAACAUUGUCCCAAGGACAAAAGUGAAAACGAUCAAGAUGUUCCUCAUUUUAAAUCUAUUGUUUUUGCUCUCCUGGCUGCCUUUUCACGUAGCUCAGCUGUGGCAUCCCCAUGAACAGGACCAUAAGAAAAGUUCCCUUGUUUUCACAGCUAUCACAUGGAUAUCCUUUAGUUCCUCAGCCUCUAAGCCUGCUCUCUAUUCAAUUUAUAAUGCCAACUUUAGGAGAGGAAUGAAAGAGACUUUUUGCAUGUCCUCGAUGAAAUGUUACCGAAGCAAUGCCUAUACUAUCACAACCAGUUCAAGGAUGGCCAAAAAAAACUAUGUUGGCAUCUCAGAAAUCCCUCCCAUGGCCAAAACUAUAACCAAAGACUCCAUCUAUGAUUCAUUUGACAGAGAAGCCAAGGAAAAAAAGCUUGCUUGGCCCAUUAAUUCGAAUCCACCAAAUACUUUUGUUUAAUUUCUCAGAAUUCUUUCAAUCCUUGUUAUGCACCAGAGAUUAAAAAAUUUAACUAUAAAAACAGAAGCUAUUUAUAUAUUUUUUCAAUCAACUUUCUGAGGGAAAUGUUUUAUUUUGUAAAAAAAAUCACUGACUAUUGAUUUUAGUUUCUGUGUUUUUUUAUUUUAGUUGCUUUUUGUUUUAGGGAAAGCUUUCACCUUGAGCUUAUAGUCAACAGUCCUUUUACUAUAUUAGUUAUGUGCAUU
Vicugna pacos (alpaca) is the source of this 2339-nucleotide messenger RNA. RefSeq names its product G protein-coupled receptor 19 (gene GPR19). Gene Ontology annotation, cellular component: plasma membrane. Gene Ontology annotation, molecular function: G protein-coupled receptor activity. Lineage: Eukaryota; Metazoa; Chordata; Mammalia; Artiodactyla; Camelidae. Gene Ontology annotation, biological process: G protein-coupled receptor signaling pathway. The record is from RefSeq and is a predicted model, not a curated record.